Parus major (Great Tit) is the source of this 2188-nucleotide messenger RNA. RefSeq names its product ring finger protein 222 (gene RNF222). The transcript has a single exon. The record is from RefSeq and is a predicted model, not a curated record. Lineage: Eukaryota; Metazoa; Chordata; Aves; Passeriformes; Paridae. Bases 43 to 672 code for a protein of 209 amino acids.
CUCCCUGGCAGCCGGGGAGCUCCCGCGGCCACCGCAGCAGGGAUGUCCGAGAGCUCCUCCAGCAAGGAGGGAGCCCCGGGCGAGUGCCCCGUGUGCUACGAGAAGUUCCAGCCCCUGGAGGCCACGCACCGGCGCCUCAGCUGCGGCCACACGUUCUGCCACGACUGCCUGGUGAAGUGUCUGCUGUCGGCCAAGCUGGACGGGCACGUCCAGAGCAGCAUCAUCUGCCCCGUGUGCCGCUUCGUCACCUUCCUCAGCAAGAAGAAGGCUCUGUGGCCGCCCAGGGCGGGCACCAACCCCCGGACGCUGGAGAUGCCUCUGUCGCCAUCCUCCUUGUCCCAGCUGGCCAAAAGCCAGGCCAGCAACACGCUGGUGGUGCCCAGUCACUUUGUGAUGCCGGUGCAGAGCCUGGAGCGGUGCUCGGCGGGGCUGCCGGGGGUGCUGGCACGGGAAGCUCACAUCUUUGUCAUCAGCGACCACGGGAUGCCGCUGGUGGCCACGGACUGCGGCUCCCUGGGCAGGAGGAGCAGGACCAGCUCGGUGUCAUCCAGCCCGGCCCUGGGGCUGCAGUGCUGCCAGUCCCCCAUGGCCCUGGCCGUGAUGCUCGUCCUGACCGUGGCCAUGCUGGCGGCCGUGCUGCCGUGGCUGCUGCUGGUCAGGAGGGACUUGUAGCAGGGAUGGGGACACCGGAGUGGUGGCACUGCUGCUGGGACACGGCUGGGACCGGGGCCUCUCUCUGAAGGCUCCUGGAGAAAGCCCAGAAGCAGCUUCGGGUGAAGUUCUCUUGUCUGGCCAGGGACCAAAUGGACUUUCAGACCUUCCUGAAGAUCUCCAGGUGCUCGUGGUGUCACUGGUGGCAUUUCUGUCCUUUUUGGCUAAAAUCCGGCUGCCCAAACCCUGCUGGUGGCUUCCUCCAGGGUGUCUGUGGAGAGGAUCCCCCUGCACCCUGUGACAGCACCUGCAGGGGCCGAGGGUGCUGCCCCUGCUCUGGGUGCGCUGGGACUGCGGCACCGGGCACAGCUGAGGGCUCUGGGGUCAGGGCUGCCAGGCUGUGGGGCUGCUGGAGGUCCCCAAGCUCCCAGGACAUCGGGAUCACCGUGAUGCAGCCAGCUUGGAGCAGAAACUCACAGCUUCCAUCCCAGGGAUGGGGAAAUCAGAGCCUGCAGCUGCCAGGGGCAGUGAAACCAGAGGAUGGAGAGAAGGAUGCUGGCCCUGCUGAGCUCACCCUCCCCUCUGCCAGCCUCCCUACAGUGCCAUGGCUGGGAAGGGAGGACAGCUCACCCCACAGGCAGUCCCAGCCAUGCCCUUCCUCACCUCUCUCUGAGCUCGCCAUCCUCUCAUUGUCACAGCGUCCCUCCUGCCCGGGGGACCCAGGGACAGGAGCUGGGAGUAAACCCAAGUUCUGGCCAUCAGAAGGGGGCAGAUUUGGGAUCCUGCCCUGCUGUCCUUGCUAGAGCCCCUUGGCAGAGUGACAUUUCCUUGUCCCUGGAUGCCCUCCUGAGGUCUCACAGCCAGGGGCUCAUUUUCACCUGUGCCAAACAGCCUGGGCACUUCUCAGCCCCUCAAACCUCCUGGCUUUGCCCUCUUUGGGACUGGUCCCACCUGAGGGGACCCCAGUGUCAGCCCCCAGCCCAGAGCCCUGCUUUGGGAGGGCAGUGGGCAGCAGGGAGGCCCAGCUGGGAUUUGGGAAGCUCUGAGCCUGCUCUCAGGUUGCUGGACCCCUGCUGGUGCUGGGGUCACUCAUGGCAUUGUCCCCAGCCCAGUCUGCACCUGCAUCACCUUUGUCCUCCUGACCCAGUCCCUGGCCCUGUAGGUGCUGCUCUCACUCUGUCACCUGGGAAUGUGUCACUUCACUGUCACCCCAGUGUGAGCAGAGUGUCCCUCACUGUCCCCCAGUGCGAGCAGAGUGUCCCUCACUGUCCCCCAGUGUGAGCAGUGUCCCUCACUGUCACCCCAGUGUGAGCAGUGUCCCUCACUGUCACCCAGUGUGAGCAGAGUGUCCCUCACUGUCCCCUCAGUGUGAGCAGUGUCCCUCACUGUCCCCCAGUGUGAGCAGUGUCCCUCACUGUCCCCCAGUGUGAGCAGAGUGUCCCUCACUGUCCCCCAGUGUGAGCAGAGUGUCCCUCACUGUCCCCCAUGGGAGGUGACAGCGGGGCACAGGGCUGGCACAGGGCUGGCACAGGGCUCC